GCUCCCUGAGCUUGGAGGGCUGAGACCGAGCCGGCGAGUCCCAGCAGGGCAGGGUGGCUCAGGGACCGGUCCUUGCGCUUGGAAGACAGAUGUGCCUGGGCGUAGAAGUGCGUGGACCCGAGUUCGGGUGAAGCUCUUGGGAAGGGCAAGAGAUGCAAGCUGGGGAGCCCCGCGCCCCUGGUGCCCCCGGCGCUCAGGGAACCCGGCGCGUGCCGGGCCCCGAGUUGCGGCUGGCCAGCCAGUUGCUGCCCGAGCUCUAUACCUUCGUGGCGCGCGUGCUAUUCUACCUGGGGCCUGUCUACCUAGCCGGCUAUCUUGGGCUCAGCAUAACCUGGCUGCUGAUCGGCGCCUUACUGUGGAUGUGGUGGCGCAGGAACCGCCGCGGGAAGCUCGGACGCCUGGAGGCCGCUUUCGAAUUUCUGGACAACGAACGCCAGUUCAUCAGCCGCGAACUGCGGGGCCUGCACCUGCCUGCCUGGAUCCACUUCCCUGACGUGGAGCGAGUUGAGUGGGCCAACAAGGUCAUCUCGCAGAUCUGGCCCUACCUAAGCAUUAUCAUGGAAAACAAGUUCCGGGAGAAACUUGAGCCCAAGAUCCGGGAGAAGAGCAUGCACCUGAGGACCUUCACCUUCACCAAGCUCUACUUUGGACAGAAGUGCCCCAGGGUCAACGGUGUCAAGACAUACACCAAUAAGUGCAACCGAAGACAGGUGGUCCUGGACCUGCAGAUAUGCUACAUCGGUGACUGUGAGAUCAGUGUGGAGCUGCAGAAGAUACAGGCUGGUGUGAAUGGGAUCCAGUUGCAGGGCACCCUGCGGAUCAUCCUGGAGCCCCUCUUGGUGGACAAGCCCUUCAUAGGAGCCGUGACUGUGUUCUUCCUUCAGAAGCCCCACCUGCAGAUUAACUGGACAGGCCUGACCAACCUGCUAGAUGCGCCGGGAAUCAAUGAGUUGUCAAACAGCCUGCUGGAGGAUCUCAUUGCUGCUCACCUGGUGCUGCCCAAUCGCGUGACUGUGCCUGUGAAGAAGGGGCUGGAUGUGACCAACCUGCGCUUUCCUCUGCCCUGCGGGGUGAUCAGAGUCCACUUGCUGGAGGCAGAGGACCUGGCCCAGAAGGACCACUUUCUGGGGCUCCCACGCAAGUCAGACCCCUACGCCAAGGUCAGCAUCGGCCUGCAGCAUUUCCGGAGCAAGACCAUCUAUAGGAACUUAAACCCCACCUGGAACGAGGUGUUUGAGUUCAUGGUAUAUGAGGUCCCUGGGCAGGACCUGGAGGUGGACCUGUAUGAUGAGGAUCCUGACAGGGAUGACUUCCUGGGCAGCCUGCAGAUCUGCCUCGGGGAUGUCAUGCUGAACAGAGUGGUGGAUGAGUGGUUUGUCCUGAAUGACACAACCAGUGGGCGACUGCACCUGCGGCUGGAGUGGCUUUCGCUGCUCACUGACCAGGAUGCUCUGAUUGAGGACCAUGGUGGUCUCUCCACUGCCAUCCUUGUGGUCUUCUUGGAGAGUGCCUGCAACCUGCCGAGAAACCCUUUUGACUACCUGAAUGGUGAAUAUCAAGCCAAAAAACUCCCUAGGUUUGCCAGGAAUAAGGUCAGCAGAGACCCUUCUUCCUACGUCGAGCUGUCUGUAGGCAAGAAGACACACACAAGUAAGACCUGUCCCCACAGCAAGGACCCUGUAUGGAGCCAAGUGUUCUCCUUUUUUGUGCAGAAUGUGGCAGCUGAGCAGCUCCAUCUGAAGGUGCUUGAUGAUGACCAAGACUGUGCUCUGGGUGUGCUGGAGUUCCCCCUGUGCCAGAUCCUCCCCUACGCUGACCUCACCCUUGAGCAGCGCUUUCAGCUGGACCACUCAGGCCUGGAUAGCCUCAUCUCUAUGAGGCUGGUGCUUCGGUUUCUAUGUGUGGAGGAACGAGAGCUGGGGAGCCCAUACACAGGACCCGAAGCCCUAAAGAAAGGUCCUCUGUUCAUUAAGAAGGUGGCCACCAACCAGGGUUCCAAAGCUUCACCCCAGGGAGAAGAUUCUGCAGAUGUGCCAUGUCCCCCAGAACCUGCUUCUGACACCACGGAAGCAUCCAAGAGUGCCACAGACACCACCAGUGCUACCACUGCUGCCACCAAGCCCACACCCCAAGAGACAGGCCCAGAGCCCAAAGGCAAGGACAGUGCCAAAGGGUUCUGUGAGCCCAUGGGGGAGAAGAAGAGUCCAGCCACCAUCUUCCUGACUGUCCCAGGCCCCCACUCUCCAGGGCCCAUCAAGUCACCCAGACCCAUGAAAUGCCCUGCCUCCCCAUUCGUAUGGCCGCCCACAAGGCUGGCUCCCAGCAUGUCCUCGCUCAACUCCCUGGCCUCUUCCUGCUUUGACCUGACAGAUGUCAGCCUCAACAUUGAAAGCGGGGAUCUCAGGCAGCGGCGGCUGGGUGAGAUUCAGCUCACAGUGCGCUACGUGUGUCUGCGGCGCUGCCUCCGUGUGCUGGUCAACGGCUGUAGAAACCUGACACCAUGUACCAGCAGUGGAGCUGAUCCCUACGUCCGUGUCUACUUGUUGCCAGAAAGGAGGUGGGCAUUUCGUAAGAAGACGUCAGUGAAGAGGAAGACCCUGGAACCCCUGUUUGAUGAGACAUUUGAAUUUUUUGUUCCCAUGGAAGAAGUAAAGAAGAGGUCACUAGAUGUCGCAGUGAAAAACAGUCGGCCCCUUGGCUCACACAGAAGAAAGGAGUUAGGAAAAGUACUGAUUGACCUAUCAAAGGAAGAUCUGAUUAAGGGCUUUUCACAAUGGUAUGAGCUGACUUCAGAUGGACAGCCCAGAAGCUGAUGAUGAGUAUAUCAUUAUCACCUGUAUGUUAAAGUGUGUACAUAUGUAUAUUUUGUCAUUUAAAUCAGAACAGCCAUUGAAGAAAAUAUAUAUACAUAUUCUUGUGUGGAAUUUAACUGCGUGAGGAAGAGGUGGUAUUUAAAAACAAAAUAAAACUACUUUUUCGUGGUUGGAUCUUAUUCAAAACCAGAAUGAAAUGGUCUAUUUGUGCCUGGUAAGUUAUCAGAACCUCAGUGUGAUUUUUUCACUUUUGGUAAAAUUGUAUGUCAUCCGAUUUAAGGCCUGCCUGAAUGUGCGUGUCAGCAAGUGUUCCAUCCCUGACAAACGGGCUAGGGAAGGUCUGUUUUUCUGGGGCAGUAAGUGACCAGGGAAGGUAACUUCUUUUAUGGAAAUAGAAAAUGAGCCAACUCUAAACUGCCGAGAGCUAACAGUGCCAACGCCCUUCCAGCUGCUACUUGUGGUACUUGUAUGCCUGGAGAGCAUUCCUGUAUUUGACUUGGAGCUAAAAGGUGUUUUCCUAAUGGCAACAAUGUCAUAGUGAUAUACCUACUAAGGGCCAAACUCUAGCAUGUGGCAUUAUUUCCAUAGGAAAAUACAAAGCAAGUUCCAAACCGAGGUAUAUCUCUGAACUCUCAUAGCAGAACAUCAGAGACUGGCUGAAGAGCGUCACUGCCACAGAAGAAAUGGCACUUUCUGUAUCUCUCUUAGAUAUAUAUGUAAAUUGUAUAUUUAAACAAGUGCCUCUUUUGCAUUUCAAACUUUAUAGGACCAAAUAUACUUCUUGUGCCCUCUCAUGUCCCUAGAACUACUGUGUAAAGGUCAUAUCCUCUUUUUUUUUUUUUUUUUGUGGUUUUUGGCCGGGGCUGGGUUUGAACCCGUCACCUCCGGCAUAUGGGACCGGGGCCCUACUCCUUGAGCCACAGGCGCCGCCCAAGGUCAUAUCUUCUUUUACUUAUUUAAACAACACUCCCUACCAUUAGUUUCCUGUCCCCGUCACUGCGGCUUUGCCGAAGAAUGGCCACACCCUGAAACAAAGUCUUAGUCAUAUUACUUGUAUGCACAAAUUAUCUAAGAUUUCCUAUUUUCUGUAAGAUCAAAGCCCAUGCCUUAAUUUGUCCUUUAGACCUAACACAACCUGGUCUCUGUUUUUCUGCUACUUUAUUCAUGUGCAGACACUCUAUUCCAAAACAGUCCAAAUACUGUGCCCUGCUUACUCACCUCUUAAAGGCUUAUUUGAAACCCAUCUCUGCCUUUAAGCCAAUCCAUACUGAAAUGGCCUUUCCUCACCACAGAUGGCAUUUCCAUUUUAGCCUUAUAACACUAAAUUUUAAAAAACAUUUAUUAGAUAUCUAUCUACCAAGGUCACAUUCUAAACAACUAUUUAUAUUGUAUUUGAUGUUUCUGUUUACAGUUAAAUUAUAAGCUACUUGAAUUGUUUUUUUUAUUCUUACCAUCCAAGACUGUGCUAAGUACAUGGAAGAUACAUAAUAAAAAG
Messenger RNA from Nycticebus coucang (slow loris), 4308 nucleotides. RefSeq names its product extended synaptotagmin 3 (gene ESYT3). Gene Ontology annotation, biological process: lipid transport. NCBI's taxonomy places the organism in Eukaryota, Metazoa, Chordata, Mammalia, Primates, Lorisidae. Bases 153 to 2813 code for a protein of 886 amino acids. Gene Ontology annotation, molecular function: lipid binding. The transcript is spliced from 23 exons. The record is from RefSeq and is a predicted model, not a curated record.